This is a messenger RNA of Neomonachus schauinslandi (Hawaiian monk seal), 4563 nucleotides long. RefSeq names its product uveal autoantigen with coiled-coil domains and ankyrin repeats (gene UACA). The transcript has 19 exons. Bases 169 to 4422 code for a protein of 1417 amino acids. The record is from RefSeq and is a predicted model, not a curated record. NCBI's taxonomy places the organism in Eukaryota, Metazoa, Chordata, Mammalia, Carnivora, Phocidae. Gene Ontology annotation, molecular function: actin binding.
CAGGCCGGGGAGCGGUGGGCAGCCGGGAGCCCCCAGGUGGCAGGUGGGGCCGGGAUCGCCGGCGCCGCCUCCUCCGCCUACCCGAGCGCUAGUACCCCGCACACUUGAAGAUUCGCGCGCGGCUCGGGCGCGCUGCGCCGCCGGGAGCCGGACUGCGAAGACUUGGCCAUGAAGAGCCUCAAGUCCCGCCUGAGGAGGCAGGACGCGUCCGGCCCCGCGUCGUCCGGCGCCGCCGCCACCGCCAGCGCGCAUGCAGCAGAUUGGAACAAAUAUGAUGACCGAUUGAUGAAAGCCGCAGAGAGGGGAGAUGUAGAAAAAGUUUCCUCAAUCCUUGCUAAAAAGGGCAUCAAUCCAGGCAAACUUGAUGUGGAAGGCAGAUCUGCCUUCCAUGUUGUGGCCUCCAAGGGGAACCUUGAAUGUUUGAAUGCCAUCCUUGUACAUGGCGUUGAUAUUACAACCAGCGACACUGCAGGAAGAAAUGUUCUUCACCUGGCUGCGAAGUAUGGGCAUGCCUUGUGUCUACAGAAACUUCUACAGUACAAUUGUUCCACUGAACACGUAGAUCUUCAGGGAAGAACCGCACUUCAUGACGCAGCCAUGGCAGACUGUCCUUCCAGCAUACAGCUGCUUUGUGACCAUGGGGCCUCCGUGAAUGCCAAAGAUGUGGAUGGGCGGACACCACUGGUUCUGGCUACUCAGAUGUGUAGGCCAACAAUAUGUCAACUGCUAAUAGAUAGGGGGGCGGAGAUUAAUUCCAGAGACAAACAAAACAGAACUGCUCUCAUGCUAGGUUGCGAGUAUGGUUGUAAAGAUGCUGUAGAAGUCUUACUUAAAAAUGGUGCUGACGUAAGCCUGCUGGAUGCCCUGGGCCAUGAUAGUUCUUACUAUGCAAGAAUUGGGGACAACCUGGACAUUCUAACUUUAUUGAAGACUGCGUCGGAAAAUACCAACAUAGGGAGAGAACUUUGGAAGAAAGGACCACCUUUACAGCAGCGAAAUUUGCCAUACAUGCUAGAUGAAGUAAAUAUGAAGUCAAGUCAGAGGGAGCAUCGAAACAUUCAGGAUCUGGAGAUUGAAAAUGAAGAUUUGAAAGAGAGGUUGAGAAAAAUUCAGCAAGAACAGAGAAUAUUACUGGAUAAAGUCAACGGUUUACAACUACAGCUGAAUGAGGAAGUAAUGGUUGCUGAUGAUCUGGAAAGUGAGAAAGAAAAGCUGAAAUCCCUUUUGGUGGCUAAAGAAAAGCAACAUGAAGAAAGCCUAAGAACUAUUGAGACUCUGAAAAAUAGAUUUAAAUAUUUUGAGAGCGAUCAUUUAGGAUCAGGAAGUCAUUUCAGUAACCGAAAAGAAGAUAUGCUUCUCAAACAGGGUCAAAUGUACAUGGCAGAUUCACAGUGUACUUCCCCAGGGGUACCAGCCCACAUGCAGAGCAGGUCUAUGUUAAGACCACUGGAACUCUCAUUAACCAAUCAGACCUCAUAUUCUGAAAAUGACAUUUUAAAGAAAGAGUUAGAAGCAAUGAGAACUUUCUGUGAAUCGGCAAAACAAGACCGCCUCAAGCUCCAGAAUGAGCUGGCACACAAGGUGGCCGAGUGCAAAGCUUUAGCGCUAGAAUGUGAACGGAUCAAGGAGGAUUCCGACGAGCAGAUAAAGCAGUUAGAAGACGCACUGAAGGAUGUGCAGAAGAGAAUGUAUGAGUCCGAAGGUAAAGUAAAACAAAUGCAGACACACUUUCUUGCCCUUAAAGAGCACCUGACAAGUGAAGCAGCCACAGGGAGCCACAGACUGAUGGAGGAGCUAAAGGACCAGCUGAAGGACAUGAAGUCGAAAUAUGAGGGCGCGUCAGCCGAAGUGGGAAAAUUGCGAAACCAAAUCAAACAAAAUGAGCUGUUAGUAGAACAGUUUAGGAGGGAUGAAGGCAAGCUGGUGGAAGAGAAUAAGCGAUUGCAGAAGGAACUGAGUACGUGUGAAAUGGAGCGAGACAAGAAAGGAAGGAGGGUCGCCGAGGUGGAAGGCCAGGUAAAAGAACUCUUAGCAAAGUUGGCCCUUUCGGUUCCGACAGAAAAAUUUGAGAGCAUGAAGAGCUUUUUAUCAAGCGAAGUAAAUGAGAAGGUGAAAAAAGUAGGAGAAACGGAAAGAGAGUAUGAAAAAUCACUUACUGAAAUCAGACAGUUAAAGAGAGAGCUUGAAAAUUGUAAGGCCAAACUGGCUCAGCACGUCAAGCCAGAGGAGCAUGAGCGGCUCAAAAGCAGACUGGAGCAGAGAGCAGGAGAAUUCUCAAAGAAGGUCACCGAACUCACGUCGAAAAAUCAGACAUUGCAGAGGGAUGUUGAAAAGGUUUAUCUGGAUAAUAAGCUCCUCAGCCAGCAAGUACAGAACUUAACAAGUGAAAUGAAAAAUCAUUAUGUUCCCCUACAAGUCAGUGAAGAAAUGAAAAAGUCACAUGAUGUCACCGUUGAUGAGCUGAAGAAACAGCUUUUAGAUGUAACACAAAAAUACGCAGACAAGAAGCUGGAAAUGGAGAAAUUGCUGAUGGAAAAUGACAGUUUAAGUAAGAAUGUUAGCCACCUGGAAACUGUGUUCGUGCCCCCCGAGAAACACCAGAAAGAGGUCACGGCUCUGAAAUCCAGUGUUGCUGACCUCAAACGACAGCUGUCUGAACUGAAUAAGAAGUGUGGCGAAGACCGAGAGAACAUAAAUGCACUCCUGUCUGAAAACACUAACUUGAAAAAGACCCUGAGUACCCAGUAUGUGCCGGCUAAAACCCACAAAGAGGUGAAAACCGAGUUGAAUGGUGCACUGGAUAAGGCGCACAGAGAAUUACUCGAUGUGAAGAAAAAAUUCGAAGAUCUCAAUCAGGAAUUUGUAAAAACAAAAGGUGAGAAUGAAAUCCUCAGAAGAAACCUGGAAAACACUCGGAGCCAAAUAAAAGCUGAGUACAUCAGCCUCCAAGAGCAUGAGGAGAAGAUGAGUGUCAUCAACCAGAGUAUGAAGAGGGUACAGGAUAACAGUGUGGAAAUACUGGCUAACUACAGAAAGGGGCAAGAGGAGAUUGUGACACUGCAUGCCGAAAUCGAAGCCCAGAAGAAGGAACUUGACACGAUACAGGAGUGCAUUAAGCUCAAAUAUGCUCCAAUCGUCAGCUUCGAAGAGUGUGAGAGAAAAUUUAAAGUAACAGAGAAAGAACUAAAAGAACAGUUAGCAGAGCAGACGCAAAGAUACCAUGUUAGGGAAGAAGAGGCCAAGAAGUACAAGCAAGAGAAUGACAAGUUGAAGAAGGAGAUUUGCACUCUUCAGAAGGAUUUAAAGGAUAAGAAUGUUCUUGUUGAGAACUCUCAUGACACGGAGAGAGCACUAAACAGGAAAACAGAAGAGCUAAACAAACAGUUGAAAGACCUGUUACAGAAAUACACGGAGGUGAAGACUGAGAAGGAAAAGCUGGUUGACGAAAAUGCCAGACAGACUUCUGAGCUUCGCGCAGCCCAGACCCUUCUGCAAAAGCAGCAUGUUCCAUUGGAACAGGUGGAGGCCCUGAAAAAAUCUCUUAACAGCACCAUUGAGCAUCUAAAGGAGGAACUGAAGAAUAAGCAGAGGUGUUAUGAGAAAGAGCAACAGACAGUGGCCAAACUGCAUCAGAUGUUGGAGAACCAAAAGAACUCUUUGGUGCCCCUGGCAGAGCAUUUGCGGAUUAAGGAAGCAUUCGAGAAGGAAUUGGGCAUCAUAAAGGCCAGCCUGAGGGAAAAGGAAGAAGAAAGCCAAAACAAAACCGAAGAGGUCUCCAAACUCCAGUCUGAGGUUCAGAACACUAAACAAGCAUUAAAAAAGCUGGAGACGAGAGAGGUGGUUGAUCUGUCUAAGUAUAAAGCAACAAAAAGUGAUUUGGAGACCCAGAUUUCCAACCUAAAUGAGAAAAUGGCCAAUCUGAAUAGAAAGUAUGAAGAAGCCUGUGAGGAGGUGCUGCAUGCCCAAAAGAAGCAACUUUCUGCCAAAGAUGAGAAGGAAUUACUACAUUUCAGCAUUGAGCAAGAAAUCAAGGAUCAGCAGGAGCGGUGUGAUAAGUCCUUAACAACAAUCACAGAGUUACAGAAAAGAAUCCAGGAAUCGGCCAAACAAAUUGAAGCAAAAGAUAAUAAGAUAACGGAACUGCUUAAUGACGUGGAAAGACUCAAGCAGGCACUCAGCGGCCUUUCACAGCUCACGUCCCCGAGCGGGAGUCCUGGCAAGAGGCAGAGCCAGCUGGUCGACACCCUGCAGCAGCAAGUGAAGUCCCUGCAGCAGCAGCUGGCUGAUGCUGACAGACAGCACCAAGAGGUGAUUGCAAUUUAUCGGACACAUCUUCUUAGUGCUGCACAGGGUCACAUGGACGAAGACGUGCAGGCGGCCUUACUCCAGAUCAUACAGAUGCGGCAGGGGCUUGUGUGCUAAAGGCAGUCCUGAUCAGCCGGGGAGUGCUUUAGCUGUGGUGCUCAGCAUUACCUGUGCAACCCCAUGGCCUUCCUGGGCCGCCUUGUGCUAGGAUAAUUGAAAUAAAAUAUAUUUUGUUUCAUCAGCAAGUUUUUUUUUUAA